Molecule: messenger RNA, 4646 nt
Organism: Drosophila arizonae
Lineage: Eukaryota; Metazoa; Arthropoda; Insecta; Diptera; Drosophilidae
Gene: siz
Product: Brefeldin-resistant Arf-GEF family protein schizo
Biological process (GO): regulation of ARF protein signal transduction; actin cytoskeleton organization
Molecular function (GO): guanyl-nucleotide exchange factor activity
Source: RefSeq, a predicted model, not a curated record
AGCCAACACAAGUACAACGUUAUCUAAACGCUCGACUACAGCGGAAUGUAGCGAGAGAGGGUAGCAACGAAAUAUUCCAAACUAAACCAAAGAUACAAAGGCAAAGAAAUUAACGUACAUGCAAUCAAAUAUAAAUACGUACAUAAAAUAUAACGAAAGCAAGAACAAUAAUACAACAUAAAUGCUAAACACAAAUCAACAAGCAAAACAACAAAGAAGAAAUCGAUUUGCUAAUGAAUGAAACGAACGAAAGCAAAUCCACAAACAAUACAAAACAAAACCGCAAACGUCAAGCGAACAAACAAACCUACGGAAAGUGAAGGCGAAAGUGCAGCCACGCCCAACCGCGCGCGCGCCCGCCCGUCCGUUCCGAGCUAAGCACUCUCUCGAUAUUGUAACAGUAAAGUGUUUCAUUCCAAUUGUCUCGAGUCGAAUGCGACGUCAYUGUCGCAAGCUCCGUUCCCGUUCCCGUUCCGAUCAUGUCCAAGACGAGCAGCAGCAGCAAGCACAGUCACCACAACAAUAACAAUCGCAGGCAUCUGCCGGUGCCCGCGUCCGCCUCAUCCCUCGAUGACAGCGGUGGCGAGUCCUUUCUGCAGUACGACAGCGAUAAGAAGCCGCCGCCGAUAGUCGUCGUUGUGGGCGAUGGCCGCAGUCGAGUGCGUCGCGUGGUGCGCACAGCCACGCGACACGUGACCGUUGUCAGUCUCUCCACACGGCACAAGGAGACCCAGACGCACACCUCGCACCAUGUGACGGCCGUCAGCUUUCCCCAGAAGAGCAUCGAGCGCAGUGGCUCCACACAAUACGAUCUGGCCGGAGCGCCAGUGGGAGCGCACGGCUCCGGCACAGCGACCGACGGCGUCGGUGGAUAUGUCUACCUACAGAACCACUAUGCGGCGGGCGGCGGUCACAACUCCGCCACGACUAUCAACUAUCCCGCGCCGCAGCACCCGCAGAUGAUCUACCAGAUCCAGCAGUAUCCCACGUGCCAUCAGCAACAGCAGCAGCAGCAGCACCAGCAGCAGCAGCACUACAUGCAGGUGCAAGCGGCACCGCCUGGCAGUGGACACUACCACCACCACAACCACCACCUGCUGCACGGCCAUGGGCACCACCACCACCACGGCGGUGCCGUCGUCAUCGCCGGCAGCGGCGUGGGCACCGGAGCAGGAGGAGCCGGCGCAAUCGUGCUGCAGCAGCAGCAACAGCAGCAGARCAUGCACAAGAAGAACUCCAUACGGAAUGGCGGGGAUGUGCUGAAGCGCACGCGCGCCCAGUCCGCGUACGAGCUAUCGCAGGAUCUGCUGGACAAACAGAUCGAGCUGCUGGAGCGCAAGUACGGCGGCGUGCGGGCCCGCAAUGCGGCAGUCACCAUUCAGCGCGCCUUCCGACACUACAUGAUGGUCAAGAAGUUCGCCUCGAUCACGGCCAUGGCCAAGGCCGAGAAGCGCCUCAGUCGCCGCAUGGUGGUCACCGCCUCCAGCAUGACCCUGGCCGAGGAGAGCGCCUCCGCGAAUGCCUCUUUAUCCUCUGCCUACGGCAGUGCCACAGAAUCUCAGCUAGAGCAGCUGCAGCAGCAGCAGCAACAACAACAGCAACAACAACAGCAACAACAACAGCAGCAGCAGCAACAGACGGGACAGCAUCAGCCACGUGUGACCAUAAUGGCGGGCCCGCCAGGUGCCGCCUCGCCCGGACUCUCGCGGACGCCCCCAACGCGCUCGCUCUCGAUGCGCGAGCGGCGCCAGCUGGACUGCAGUCCCAUUCCUCGCAGUCAGUCGGGCGCCUCACCCGUGUCCAUUGGCAGCUCCACAACCUCCGUGUCCGGCCUGGCCUCGCAUCCGCACGUCAACCUGCUGCACGCCGCCGAGCCGCACUACUACAAUGCGCAGGCGAUGCCGACAGCCGCGUACUACACCAGCUACCACGGGUCGCCGCACGAGCUCAGCUACGCCAGCUCGGCGGACACCUCGCUGAAUGCCUCCUGGGUGAACACCAGCGGCCACUCGCCGCACACGCCCUACUACUCGGCGGCGCAGAUCUACAUGCGGCCCAAGGGCGGCAGCACCACGCCGACGCCCAGCUGCGGCAGCCAGGGCAGCGGCAGCGGCAAGAAGGUGCCGCCGGAGGUGCCCAAGCGCACGUCCUCGAUCACGGCCCAGCAGCAGAGCCAGCUGCUGAUGAUGCAGCGGCAGACGCCGCCGCCGCCCUCGCUGCUGCGCACCAACGGGCUCUGCAAGACGGCCGAGAACGGCAGCCUGACGUCCGUGCAGAGCUCCGGCUCGGACUCGAGCAUCACCUCGGCGGAGCGCAACAUCAACAGCGACCUGGGCUCCGACCGCAGCAACUCCCCGCACACCUGGAAGCGCGGCACGGCGCUCAACAGCUCGCAGCAGUUCUCCACGCACUCGGCGGACUCCGUGGGCGCCGCCGGCCAACUGCAGGUGGUGGUGGCAGCGGCCACCGCACCGGGCGGCGUGCCGCCCACAGAUGACCACGCCAUCUCCUCGCACACCAGCGCCGCCCAGUACGAGCAGCACGAGCAGCAGCAGCACGAACAGCAGCAGCUGCAGGCGGCGGCCGCCGCGGCGGGCGUGCCUCCCAACUACAAGAUGUCGGAGACGAUACGCAAGCGGCAGUACCGCGUGGGGCUCAAUCUGUUCAACAAGAAGCCGGAGAAGGGCAUCACGUACUUGAUCCGGCGCGGAUUCCUGGAGAACACGCCGCAGGGCGUCGCCCGCUUCCUGAUCACGCGCAAGGGCCUCUCGCGGCAGAUGAUUGGCGAGUAUCUGGGCAAUCUGCAGAACCAGUUCAACAUGGCGGUGCUCAGCUGCUUCGCCAUGGAGCUGGACCUGUCCGGGCGGCAGGUGGACGUGGCGCUGCGCAAGUUCCAGGCCUACUUCCGCAUGCCCGGCGAGGCGCAGAAGAUUGAGCGGCUGAUGGAGGUCUUCUCGCAGCGCUACUGCGAGUGCAAUCCGGACAUUGUGGGGCGGCUGAGGUCAUCCGAUACGAUCUUUGUGCUGGCUUUCGCCAUCAUCAUGCUGAACACGGAUCUGCAUACGCCCAAUCUGAAGCCGGAGCGGCGCAUGCGCGUCGAGGACUUCAUCAAGAACUUGCGCGGCAUCGAUGACUGCCACGACAUAGACAGGGACAUGCUGGUCGGCAUCUUCGAGCGCGUCAAGUCGGAUGAGUUCAAGCCAGGCAGCGACCACGUGACCCAGGUAAUGAAGGUCCAGGCCACCAUAGUGGGCAAGAAGCCGAAUCUGGCCCUGCCCCAUCGACGGCUCGUCUGCUACUGUCGGCUGUACGAGAUACCCGACGUGAACAAGAAGGAGCGACCUGGCGUGCACCAGCGCGAGGUGUUCCUGUUCAACGAUCUGCUGGUCAUUACCAAAAUCUUUAGCAAGAAGAAGACCUCCGUGACGUACACGUUCCGCAACAGCUUCCCGCUCUGCGGCGCCGUGGUCAGCCUGCUGGACUUGCCGAACUAUCCGUUCUGCAUUCAGCUCUCCCAGAAGGUGGACGGCAAGAUCCUGAUCACCUUCAAUGCGCGCAACGAGCACGAUCGCUGCAAGUUCGCCGAGGAUCUCAAGGAGUCCAUCAGUGAAAUGGACGAAAUGGAAGCGCUGCGCAUUGAAGCCGAACUCGAGCGGCAGAAGUCGGCGCGCAAUCGCGCCACCGGCAACACGGACAACCGCGACAGCGGCGUGGCCGAUGUCGAGGUCUGCCCGUGUCCCUAUCAGCCCGGCACUCAGGCGGCCGGCGAGCAGGCGUCCAGCUCUACGGACUCCAAUCAGCUGAAGCGGAGCGCCCUCAGCAACAGUCUGCUGGACAUGCAUGAGCAAUUUGGCAACGAGAAGCCCCAGCGGCGUGGCAGCGUCGGCUCCCUGGAUAGCGGCAUGAGCAUCUCAUUCCAGUCGACAACCACGUCGAGUGCGUCGAGGGAGAACGCGGCCGCCAUCGCAGCUGCCGCCAACGCGGCCAAUGCGGCCUCGAAAAUCCGCUUCAACCUGCAGGCCACCACCAGCAACGUCUAUGCCGCGCCUGGCAUGCAGGCCUACACGCACGCCAACUUCGUGCAGCAGUCGCAGGCGGCUUACAUGCUGCAGCAGCAGCAAAUGAUUCAACAGCAGCAGGUGGCGCAGGCUCAGAUGCAGGCGCACGCUCAAGCUCAGGCUCAAGCACAGGCACAGGCGCAAGCACAGGCGCAAGCACAGGCCCAAGCACAAGCUCAAGCACAAGCGCAAGCACAGGCGCAGUCGCAGUCGCAGACACAGCCAGGACCUGUGGUAAUGGGACGUAUACCAGGACGAGAGCGCAAAGCAUCGCGGUCAGAUGACUCGCGCUCCACAGAAGUCUAAAUAUGGCGCAGUAUUUGUAUAUUCAGUUUAAAUAUAUACAUAUGUAUAGAUACGCAUUCUACAUAUAUAUAUAUAUUUGUAUGAUCCGAUACGAACCGAACCGAAUCGAACCGAAAGCCAUUUUUAAGCACACAAACAUUUAACACCUAACACCUAACAAAACAGCAGCUACAAUAUGAAUUCUUAAUGUUCCUUCGUUCUCUGCUAAUAUUAUUGUACAUAAACUGCAUAUUUGUCUAUUAACGCGAUUGAAAUGCGACUUAAGUAAGUUUUCAAAACUAA